UCCAACGGCGCGGCGUGCGGGAACGAUGGAGCCUCCUGCGCCGCCCGCCACGGAGGCUGCGGACCCUGGGGGGGCCGAAGCGUACUGCAGCCCCGAGGACGGUCGGGAACCGGACGCAGUGCGCUUCGACCGCGAGAGGGCGCGCCGCCUGUGGGAGGCUGUGUCCGGUGCGCAGCCGGCGGGAAGGGAGGAAGAACAGUUUCCCCCAAAUUCUAGGACUCAAACUCCGGUAUCGCCUCUGUCAACCUGCAUGACUUGUCCCUCUGCAGUGGAGCACAUGAUCCAGAAGAACCAGUGUCUCUUCACCAGCACCCAGUGCAAAGUCUGCUGCGCCAUGCUGAUUUCGGAGUCGCAGAAGCUGGCCCACUACCAGAGCAAAAAACAUGCCAACAAAGUAAAGCGCUACCUAGCAAUCCAUGGACUGGAGGCACUAAAGGGGGACGUGAAGAGGCUGGACGCAGACCAGAAGAGCAGCAGAAGCAAAGACCAGAACCGCUGCUGCCCCACCUGCAACAUGACCUUCUCCUCCCCCGUCGUGGCGCAGGCGCACUACCUGGGGAAGACCCACGCCAAGAACCUAAAGCUGAAGCAGCAGGCCACCAAGGGGGCAGCCUUGCACCAGAGUAGAGAGAUGCUAGACCCAGACAAGUUCUGCAGCCUCUGCCAUUCAACGUUCAAUGACCCUGCCAUGGCGCGACAGCACUACAUGGGCAAGAGACACAGGAAGCAGGAGACGAAGCUCAAGCUCAUGGCGCACUACGGGCGGCUGGCGGACCCUGCUGUCUCUGACUCGCCAGCUGGGAAAGGCUAUCCCUGCAAGACGUGUAAAAUAGUGCUGAACUCCAUCGAACAGUACCAGGCUCACGUCAGCGGCUUCAAACACAAGAACCAGUCGCCCAAAACAGUGGUGACACCUGUGAGCCAGGUGCCAGUGCAAACCCAGCCCACUCCAAAGGACUCAAGCACAGUGGAAGACUAGAGUGUUUCUGCCUGGCCAGCCUUGUUGGCACAGCCACGAGCCAGUUCCUGGUGACUAUGGUUAGCCCUGGCUCCCUCUUCCUCCUUUCUUCUGUCAGAAGAAUGUGGAGGCCAGAUUGGGCACAGCCAGCCUCAGCCUGGACCUGGAUUGAGCUCUUCCCGCUCCUCCUCUUUAGUGUGGCCCCAAGGUCAUGACCAGAGUCAGGCCCUGGGAAGACCUGAGGUGGUGGCUAGAGGUCAGCCUUCCCCGCCCCUCUGGGUGUGUGUGCUGGGAGCAAGUCCCUGCAGCUGAGGGAGGCACGGCCUCUGUGCUCUAGCAGCGCCUGUGCACUGGAACUUUCCUGAAGACUUUGCCAGAGCAGCACACGAGAGCCUGGAGUUAGUGUGUCAGUCUGUCUGCAGGUGGAGGCCCUGCCAACCGUGAAGUCUCCUGGGACACACAGUCCUCGAAGAGCCCUGCCAUCCCUGCUGCCCGUCUCUCCAUCCCGAGUGGUGCUGGGCAUCUGCAGCAGACCCAGUGCCCGGGAAAUCGUGGGAAGCACCCUAGGGGCCUCGGCUUUAUCGGGGUGCUGUCACCCGGGCCCCCUGAGAAAGGCUCCUGCCUGCUGUGUGGCCCCUUGCUUCUGCGUCCUGCCAGCCUGCGGGAAGGUUACCUGAGGAGUUGUGUGCCCUUGUGCUCUGCUCUAGGCCGUCCCACCCAGGCUGCUGUGGUGCUAUCCCUCCCCAUCAUCCUCAAGGAGACUGGGGAUGCCAGGAGCCAGGGGCCACUGAGGAGGGCUGUAGAGCUGGUGCAGGCCCCACUGAGCAUUCCCUGCUGCUGCUUUACGUCCUGGGAGUCCCCGGGGAUGGAUUUGUCACUGUGGAGCAAGCCUCCAGGCGUAUCCCUGAGGCUCCUUCACUGUUAAUGCCAUUGGGUACCGUGUAGGGAUGGGGGGUGUGAGUCACUCAACCAUCCACACAGAGUUUUCCAUGAGGUGGGCUGUAGCCUCAGCCCUGGGGUUGACAGCCGUGUUGAUGCUGCUGUGAUAUCCCUGCACAGCCAGCCCCUGGUGCCCAAGCACCCAGCCCAGUCCAUGCAGCCAGCCACCCUCUUUCACCUUUCCAGAGGUCUCCAGAGAAUCUGUGCUUUGGAAUCCGAUUAUUCUUGCCAUGGUCGUGCUAGCUACUAAGUGGAGGACUGCAGCUAGGCCAGGAGGAAACCAGUGCCCGUGGACUGUCUCCAGGGUAACCAGUCCCUUCAAGUUCAGGGUGCACGUGGUGGCGUCCUUUUCCUGCUCUAAAGAGGAGAGCAGUUUCCUCGUGGGCCUCUGGUCCAUGGGAGAGCCUUUUCUGUGACUCAGAAGUGACAGAAACUGGCCACAGGUAGCCAGGCCAAGCACCCUCAGCCCCGGUCCCUGCAGCACGCUGCCAUGGGCCCCUAGCCAGAUAUGAGAAGCUCUUGACUCCUGGCUUUCCGCUUCCCAACUGUAGGCCACCUCAAUGGUCUUCCUAGAAUUCUGUGCAGCCCGGUAACAGAAUUAGGAAAGAUCACUGGGUAAAAUAGUGAAGGGUAAGGUCACGAAUGGGCUGCCUUGCUAUGAGCCCUUGUCUCGACGUCUUUGUCUAGAUUCGGGAGUCCCCAGCAGCUGCCUGGUCAGUGCCACUGGGGUGAAAACCCUAGAGUAGCUCACUCACGCCCUCGGGGAGCUCACACACCUGAAAAUCAGGUGGAGAUGUGUAUGGCACGUGGGCGUUCCGAGAUGCAAACACUAACAGCCUGGCGAAAGGAGAGAACAUCAGGUCUCGAGGGGCAAGGGUAGCCAUGAACUGCUGAUCCGCCCGCUGCCUUCUGGGCUGGUAGGCAUGUGCCGCCACAUCUGCAUUCAUCCGUGUUGAGUCUCUGAGAAGUUUUGUUUGGUUGAUUCGGUUUUUUGGGACAGGAUUUCACUAUGUAGUCCUGGCUGCCCUGGAACUCACUCUGUAGACCAGGCUAGCCUUGAACUCGGCGAGCCUCUGCCUACAGUGCUGGGAUUAAAGGCAUGCACCACCAUACCUGGCUGAGUUCAGUUUUUAGUGCUAUCUGGUGGUCCUUUAUUUGAAUCAGUCACAACCCAGCCUUUGUACUGUGAGCACUUGUGGUGUUUCUCCUUGAGGGUUAUCCCGAAUAAAGCUGCUGUAAAAGCUGUGGUGUUUGGUGCGCACACUGCUCCGCUCAGAAGUGGGCUGAUUUUUUACCCAAAAUGUUCCUUUCUGAUGUUCCUUUCUUUAGUGUGUAAAGGCCCCAGUUCCACUUCUUAUCUGUAUUAAGUAUUAUCAGUCUUUAAAGUCAGUGGUUCUGAUGGCAACCCGGAAGUUGUCCUAGGGGUCAGCAUUCUAACAAAAGCCUAAUGAUACUUUUCAGCAUUAAAGCGAACAAAGGACAACAAAAACUGUCUUUCUAGAUAGCCCUGGCUGUUCUGGAACAUACUGUGUACACAGGCUGGCCUCAAACUCAGACAUCCUCCUGCCUCUCCUCCUGAGUACUCGGAUUAAAGACAUGCAUUACCAUA
Psammomys obesus (fat sand rat) is the source of this 3506-nucleotide messenger RNA. RefSeq names its product zinc finger protein 346 (gene Znf346). The record is from RefSeq and is a predicted model, not a curated record. The transcript is spliced from 9 exons. Bases 26 to 979 code for a protein of 317 amino acids. Lineage: Eukaryota; Metazoa; Chordata; Mammalia; Rodentia; Muridae. Gene Ontology annotation, molecular function: zinc ion binding; double-stranded RNA binding.